Vicia faba (fava bean) is the source of this 1233-nucleotide messenger RNA. Lineage: Eukaryota; Viridiplantae; Streptophyta; Magnoliopsida; Fabales; Fabaceae. The record is from the annotation of a GenBank genome assembly.
AUGUGGGCUGCUUCGUGCUUGGCGUCAUGCUGCGCCGCCUGCGCAUGCGACGCUUGCAGGACCGUCGUUUCCGGAAUCAGCCGUCGUUCAGCCAGGAUCGCUUACUGCGGUCUCUUCGCUCUUUCCCUCUUCGUUGCUUGGAUCCUCCGUGAAGUCGCUGCUCCUCUCAUGGAAUCAAUUCCCUGGAUUAAUCACUUUAAACAAACUCCUAGCCGGGAGUGGUUUGAGACAGAUGCAGUUCUGCGUGUUAGCUUUGGAAACUUUCUGUUCUUCACUAUUCUGGCUACUAUGAUGGUUGGUGUCAAAACUCAGAAGGAUCCUCGUGAUGGCUUGCAUCAUGGGGGUUGGAUGAUGAAAAUCAUCUGUUGGUGUCUAAUGGUUAUCCUUACGUUUUUUCUUCCUAAUGAGUUCAUCAGCUUUUAUGAAACAAUAUCAAAGUUUGGCUCUGGUUUGUUUCUUCUCGUUCAAGUUGUGCUCUUGUUGGAUUUUGUUCAUGGAUGGAAUGACAAAUGGGUUGGAUUUGAUGAACAAUUCUGGUAUGUUGCCUUAUUUGUUGUUUCACUUGUUUGUUAUGUUGCCACACUAGUAUUUUCGGGAGUUCUCUUUCACUUCUUCACACCAUCUGGACAAGACUGUGGAAUCAAUACCUUUUUUAUUACUAUGACCCUGUUGCUGGCAUUUGUUUUUGCUAUAGUAGCUUUGCACCCUGCGGUAAAUGGAAGCAUUUUGCCUGCUUCAGUAAUAUCGUUAUACUGCACUUAUCUUUGCUAUAGUGCACUAGCUAGUGAACCCAGAGAUUAUGCAUGCAAUGGUCUCCACAAACACUCAAAAGCAGUUUCCACUGGCUCUCUUACUUUGGGAUUAGUCACAACUGUUCUAUCAGUUGUGUAUUCUGCUGUGCGUGCUGGAUCUUCUGCUACAGUGCUUUCCCCACCAAGUUCUCCUCGUGCUGGGAAGCCCUUGCUUCCAUUGGAUGUUACGGAGGAAGAAAGUAAUGAGAAAGCAAAGCCGGUUUCAUAUUCAUAUGCCUUCUUCCACUUGAUUUUCUCUCUUGCUAGCAUGUAUUCUGCAAUGCUUCUGACAGGUUGGUCUACCUCUGUUGGAGAGAGUGGUAAGUUGGUUGAUGUGGGGUGGCCUUCAGUUUGGGUUCGGAUUGUCACUUGCUGGGCAACUGCUCUGCUAUACUUAUGGUCUCUUGUAGCUCCUAUCAUGUUCCCUGAGAGGGAGUUCUGA